Molecule: messenger RNA, 3966 nt
Organism: Solea senegalensis (Senegalese sole)
Lineage: Eukaryota; Metazoa; Chordata; Actinopteri; Pleuronectiformes; Soleidae
Gene: recql5
Product: RecQ helicase-like 5
Exons: 19
Coding region: 64-3084 (1006 amino acids)
Biological process (GO): double-strand break repair via homologous recombination
Cellular component (GO): cytoplasm; chromosome
Molecular function (GO): nucleic acid binding; 3'-5' DNA helicase activity; ATP binding
Source: RefSeq, a predicted model, not a curated record
GGCGGGUCUUCGCGCAGCUCCGGUGUUUGGGAAAGUCGACGAGGCACUGGUGACAGAAAGACAAUGACAAAAAGUUUAAAAGAGGCUUUAAAAACCCACUUUGGGUUCGACAGCUUCAGGACUAAACUGCAAGAAGAUGUUGUCAAAGCGGUCGCCAGAGGUGACAGGGACGUGUUUGUGUGCAUGCCUACUGGUGCAGGGAAGUCCCUGUGUUACCAGUUACCUGCAUUGCUGGCUGAUGGCAUCACUCUGGUUAUAUCCCCACUCAUCGCUCUCAUCCAGGAUCAAGUGCAACGCCUGAAGGAUCUGAACAUCCCUGCCUGCUCCAUUAACUCCAAGCUUCCAGUAGGCGAGCGCCGUCUAAUCAUGACCGACCUGGAGAGCAGCAGCCCCAGGCUGAAGCUCCUCUACAUUACCCCAGAGAUGGUGGCUUCUCCCUCUUUCCAGCCUUGCCUGACAGGCCUUUGUUCCCGUGGCCUGCUGUCCUACCUGGCAGUGGACGAGGCUCACUGCGUCUCUCAGUGGGGCCACGAUUUUAGGCCAGACUACCUCAAACUGGGUGACCUGCGGGCGCGCUUGCCUGGAGUUCCCUGCUUGGCACUGACAGCAACAGCCCCCAAGAAUGUACAGGAAGACAUUGUUCAGUCCCUGAGGCUGAACCUGCCUCUUUCCUUUGUUACACCUGUUUUUCGCAGUAACUUGCUCUAUGAUGUGAUCUUCGCGGAGCUGCUGCCGAACCCUUAUGUUCAUCUACAUGCCUUUAUUAAGAAGGCACUAGCAGUGAGCAGUGGGUCUAAUGAACAGGGCUGUGGCAUUGUUUACUGUCGGACCAGGGAAGGCUGUGAGGUGGUGGCCCACCAGCUGACCAAGCUUGGGGUCUCGGCCAAGCCAUAUCAUGCAGGCUUGAAAACUGGAGAUCGCACAGACGCCCAGAACGAGUGGAUGCAGGGGAAAGUGUUGGUGAUUGUUGCCACCAUCAGCUUUGGCAUGGGAGUAGAUAAGGCCAAUGUCAGAUUUGUAGCUCAUUGGAACCUCGCUAAGUCUUUGGCCAGUUACUACCAAGAGUCUGGACGAGCAGGGAGAGACGGCCUGCCAUCCUCCUGUCGCAUAUACUAUUCCCGGAGGGACAAGGAGCAAAUAAACUUCCUCAUCCGUCAGGAGAUUGGCCGCAAACAGGCGAAACGUGGUAUUGCAAAGGAGUCGGACAAAUCAGCCAUUACAGACUUUGAAGCCAUGGUGUCAUACUGUGAGCAAGAAAGUUGUCGCCAUGCCAUCAUCUCCAAGUUCUUUGGGGACAAGGCGCCAAACUGUGCCGGUGCCUGCGACUGCUGCCGCAACCCUAAUGUUGUACGAGCCCAGCUGGAGAAAGCGGCCGUCCUUAGCACCAAGACCGGGGCCGCUCAGAGCAACACGCCUACUGGACCAUUUGGUUUCCAGCAGGGUGUAUACGAAGGUGGAAAGAAGGGAUACGGCUUUGAGAGGUAUGAUGAAGAGGACUCUGAGAGUGGCGAAGAAGAUUCCUUGAAAAGAAAAAAAGAAUUUUCUAACCUCUUCAAGAAACAGAUGAAAAUAAGAAAGGGAACUGAUGGUCGGAGGCAAGAUUUUGUUGCUCCAGACGCUGGUUGCCUACUCAAAGACGCCAGCAGCCAGAGGAUCCCAAAGCUCACUGUGAAGGCCAGAGAGCACUGCCUGUACCUCUUGGAAGAUGCUUUACAUGGCCACCAGGAGGCACAAGACAUGCACAGCGGUGACGCUCUGUCUUUGGCAGUGGAUAUUGAACACGAGGUCUUCAAGAAAAGCAAGUCCUCUAACUUGUACAAAGCUGCUGUACUGAAGAAGGUGGCAGAAAUGAAGAAAGAGCCGCCUCCUUCAGCUGGAGGAGGUGACACGAGUAACAGCAGCAGGGAAUUUGGAGAGGUUGAGACGACACCGAAAGGGGGGGCAUCCACCUCCUCUUCUUCGUCCUUUUCUGAGGACCUGCAGGGAUUCACGUCUGCAUCUGAAAUCUACUCGCUGAAGCGUAAGAGGGUAGGAGCAGGCCUAAGAGGCUCAUCCAACCCCUUCAUAACUGCCAAGGAGCUGCUGAAGUCCUCCAUGAUGGAUACUGCUUUGAACAAAGGGUCAGAGAGUGGCGGGGUUUCUCAUAACAGCUCUGGAGGCUUCCUAGAGUCAAACACCGAUAAACCUUCAGCUGUGACGUCGUCCAUCAAAGUCACUGCAAAUGCAGCCGCUGCCUCCAUGAAAAGCCCGACCAAAGCGGGCAAAGCCUUGAGCAAGAAGCAGCAGAUGCUGGCAGAGGCGGCAAAGAGUUCUCGCAACAUUUCCCAGUACUUUGCAAAGAAAGAAGUUACAGAAAAAAGCCAGACGGAGCUGCAGGAGCAGGAGGGACUUCAAACUACCGCUGCAAUCCAACAAGAGAACACUAGCCAGCUGGAAAACGUACAUGCCGAGGUGGACGCUAUGAAGAGCAGCCCUGUGGAAUCAGAGACUCAGGAUGUGAUACUAGUAGAAAGUAAAAGUGAAGUAAUCAUCAUAGAUGAUAUUGAAGAGGAGCCUUCGCAUCAAACGGACACUAUGGAGCUGAAGGAGGUUCAGGACACAAUUCAUGACGAUCCGAGGCAAAAUGAACCAGAAGAACAAGCUACGCCAGCUCUUAUACAAGAGGUGACGGAUGACACGAGAACCGACGGGGAGUCGUCUCCUCCGGUGAAGCGCAGCCGCCCUGCUGAUGGCAGCAGCAAAAGAGUAACUUUUAACCCUAAAGUGCAGGAGAGGGCACUGCAACCUACGAAUGAGCCACCGAAGAUGGUUACACUGAAGGAAGUGGCUGAUAUUGUGAUCCACUAUCUGGACCCUUUUUACACUCAGGGCAAGUUUGCUACGAAGGAGCUGUUCAAGUCCUUUGCCCGCUUCUUGUCUCACCAUCUUGCAGAGGGAAGCAAUCGGGGAAAAGGCCAAGUCAAAGCUGAAGCCAAAGCUCUCAUCAAGAAGUUCUUCAACCGAGUCCAGCGCUGCGAGCGCGAGGCGGACUGGACGCACCUGAAACGACCGCACAGCUAUAAAGACACGGAGAAAAAGAUAUGAUGGGAAGGGAAACACGGCCAAACCUCUCACUCUUCAUUAGUGCCUCUCAUUUCAGUGAUCUGACCAGGUGUCUGGUUGAUUUGCUUGUUGUUGCUGCUAUAGUGGUUUAUGUCCAUAAUCAAGCCAUAAAACGUGGACUGUGAUGGUCUGAGAGAAGAGAAUCUGCUCUGUGUGCACAACAAAAUCAUGUUUUCUUUACGUUUCUGCCUAAAAAUAGUGUACACUUGACAUCUCUGAUCUCAAAUUUGACUAUUUCUCAAGCAGAAAUCAGACUUCAUGUAACUACAGAAAGAGAUCACUGUUAAGGGCUUUUCUUAAGUACUACACUCAACAUUCAUAUUUCAAGUCUAUGCACUUAUUAUUAGGAUUUAUCGUGUGGGGACCAUGAAUGCUUGAAUUUCUUUGCCAAUCUAUCAAGAAGAUAUUUUAGUCUGGACAAAGUUGUGGAUCGAUGAAAGUCACUGACGUAUCAAAACCACAGUGCCAUGUUACAAACACCGUGGAAGUGGAUGAAAGUAAUGUGAAGUAUACAGUAUUUGACGUAAAAGAAACACUGGAAAAAAAUGUUUUAAUGUGUGAUAUAAACCACACACUUCUCUUUUGUAUAGAUUGUUUACUGCUGAUAAAUAUUUUUUUACGUUUGGCUGCAGAAGAGAACGCCAAGUAGAUGACAGAUACUGUAUACAUUUUUUUUUCUUUUGACUUUAGGUUUCCUCUUUCAGUAAAACAUUAUUUCUGUUGGUUGUGUUAGAGUCUCUCGGGACUGUGGAGGCCACAGUUUGUGUGAUGGGAUGAAGACCCAAAGAGUACUUGCACUGAUUUAUUUUAUUUUUUUACACUUUGUUUCCAUAUGUUUACAAUAAAGUUUACACUGAAGAGGAA